Messenger RNA from Erpetoichthys calabaricus (reedfish), 396 nucleotides. RefSeq names its product killer cell lectin-like receptor subfamily B member 1B allele B. The coding region runs from base 77 to 394 and encodes 105 amino acids. The transcript is spliced from 3 exons. The record is from RefSeq and is a predicted model, not a curated record. NCBI's taxonomy places the organism in Eukaryota, Metazoa, Chordata, Cladistia, Polypteriformes, Polypteridae.
UUCACAGAUCACUUUCACAACUUUGGGAGGCCACUCUUACUAUUUUUCUAAUGAGAAGAAAGCCUGGAGGAGCAGCAUGGAGCUCUGUGCACAACAUCAGUUGAUCCUCGCUGUAUUUAAGGAUAAAGCCGAGAUGGAAAGAGUACAGGAGCACAUCAAGACUCACAGCAAUCACAACUACUGGAUUGGACUGAGUAGAAAUGACACCGGGUUAGGCUGGCACUGGGUGGACGGGACCCCACUGAAUUCAAUCAGUUUCAGUUUGGACAGAAGUGACUCAUCUCAAGAAUGUUCCAUGAUAACAAGUUACGGCCUUAAAACCUCCAAAUGUGCCACAGAAAACAAAUGGAUCUGUCAGAAGAGCAGAACUGGGAGUGACACAGGACCAUCAUAGGU